Molecule: messenger RNA, 1802 nt
Organism: Vicia villosa (hairy vetch)
Lineage: Eukaryota; Viridiplantae; Streptophyta; Magnoliopsida; Fabales; Fabaceae
Exons: 4
Coding region: 483-1493 (336 amino acids)
Source: RefSeq, a predicted model, not a curated record
UCCACUCCUUCUCUCUUCCCACCUUUCUCUUAUCUUAUUGCUUUUAUUUCUAACUUUUCUAUUUGCCAAUUCUCCCUCUCCACUCUGGCAUCCUCGUCCGUACUCUGUCUUUUCCUCUCCCACCGGUUACCGUUCCACCCAGUCACCCUCCUCACACGUGCUUUCACUCCUAAACCACCCUCACACGAGCCAUCCCUCACCCAUACAGUUUAACUAAAAACAACACCCUUUUGUGAUGGUGCAACAAAAAAGCCAGAUACAAAAUCAAGCUUUGCUUAGAGAAAAUAUAUAGUUUAUAAAUUCAUAAAAUUCUAUAGAUUUUUUUCUUGGUCAAUGAGUUCAUGAAAUAGUUUGGGUUCUUACUGUUUUUUUUACUAUCAUUAUUUUCCUCAAAAUCUAAUCUAGAUUUUCUAUGUUGGGUGAUUUUUCAUUUUUCAUUUUUCAUGUUUAAAAGUUUUGUGAGCUAAAUAUCUUUUGCACUUAUGAGGAUCCGAAAGAGGCAACUACCUUUCUCUCUUUCGCCCGUGACUUUCUCAGAUCCCAACUUUAUCAACGGGUCACCGGAGGUGGUGCAACUCAACGAUGCAACAACCACUUCACCAAAACAUUCUUGCAUUCAAGCCUUGGAUCAUCCACAACCGUCCGUUCAACCAGUCCCACCGAUCGGGAAACCAAUCAACGGCUGUGAUGAUUCCUUAACUGACGAGAGACAGCACAAGAAGCAACCGAUUUUGGUAGAAGAUGGGAGAGGGCAAGUUGGGGAAGAGGGACAGAAGGUUAAUGAUAACAGGAAAGGAAGUAUCUCAAGUGCACCAAUAUCAACUGAGCUUUUCGCAUCCUCAAGCCCUUCUUGUUCUAGUUAUAAACAAGAUUGGAGAUGGAAAGAUGGAGAGAAAGCCUUUCCUCUAAAGAAACGGAGAGGAAGUUUUGCGACGAAUAACAACCGCAACAGCAACAAAGACAAUAAUAAUACGAAGAAGAAGAUGAAGAUGAAGAACAAGAUGAAUAAGAAGUGUUAUGAUAAUAAUGGAGGCAGUGGUGAAGAAGAGGUAGUGGUUAUUAGAGAGACAAAACAGAAGAAGGUAAGAGGUGGUGCACUCAUGGAAGGUUCGCGGUGCAGUCGUGUUAAUGGAAGAGGAUGGAGAUGUUGUCAACCAACACUAGUUGGUUAUUCUCUUUGUGAGCAUCAUUUAGGGAAAGGAAGGCUGAGAAGCAUGGCAAGUGUAAGAAAAAGGUCUCUUGUUGCUGCAAAGAAUCAUAAUGUUCAAGACAUGUCAAUAUCUCCAUCAAUUGAAAUGAAAACAAAGUUUGAUGGCGCAGACAACGAUGAUGAUGAUGAUGAUGAUGAUGAUGAUGAUGAUGAUGAUGAUGAGAGAAAGCCAUUGGUGAUCACAAAGAAGAGGAUGAAGCUUGGAAUGGUUAAAGCACGAUCGAUGAGUAGUUUGUUGGGACAAACAAACAUUGAUCUUGCCAUAGUUGAGAAUAACAAGUAAGAGCAUUCAAGAAAAAAAAAAUCUGAAUAUUAUAUUAUACUGGUGAUGAAGAAAUUGUUAUUAUUUCGUUUAAUGUACUUAAGAUUGUGAGAGCUAUCUAAUAGUUGACAAUUACUUAUCGUGACUUCGUGAGUGCAAGUUCAACUUCUUAGUUUCUUAUCUGCAUGAGUCUUUUAUCUUAAUUAUCGUUUUCUUAGUUCAUAUUUUGUGAACCUUUUACUUGUGAUGUAAUUUUCCUGGAGAUUAUUAUUAUAUAUGAUAAUAUUGCACUGUGUGAUUUUUUCUGUGGAAUGCAAUUUUUUUUGGUCA